Messenger RNA from Cyprinus carpio (common carp), 4419 nucleotides. RefSeq names its product max-binding protein MNT-like. Gene Ontology annotation, biological process: regulation of transcription by RNA polymerase II. Gene Ontology annotation, molecular function: protein dimerization activity; RNA polymerase II cis-regulatory region sequence-specific DNA binding; DNA-binding transcription factor activity, RNA polymerase II-specific. The record is from RefSeq and is a predicted model, not a curated record. Lineage: Eukaryota; Metazoa; Chordata; Actinopteri; Cypriniformes; Cyprinidae.
CUUGGAAGAGUGACUUCAAGGGGGAUCCAGUCACGUCUUUCCUUCCCUUUUAUUUAUUUAUUUUUUUAUAUAGGCGAGAAGAUUGGAUCCCGGGCAGACGCGUUUGAAUCUAUCUAUUUAGCAUUUUUAAUUAAUUUCCCCCAUCGUUUUUGGACCAUAAAAAGAAACAGAGAUGAGUAUCGAGACGCUUUUGGAGGCGGCGAAGUUUUUGGAAUUGCAAGCCCUGCAACAACAGAAAGCACGUGAAGAGAAUGAACUUCAGGAAAGGCGGCGUCGUGAGCAGGAGACGGAGAAGCGGAGAGCAGAAGUGAACUCUCAUACUCAGCUCGUUCGAAUUAACCAUGUGACCUGGGUGGAGGAGUCUGGACCUGAGCACCGCCACAUACCUGCCCCGGCCCAGCCUCCUCCCCCACCCCCCACCAUGCCCAUCACGGUCAUCCCCAUUCCGGUGGUGUCCUCCACUCCUGCCGCCCUGCCCCCUCCCCCCACCACAGCUCUCAGCCCGUCAGCAGCACCCCGCCUUACGCCACCCAGAAAAGACACCCAUUCACUGCCAAACCAGCAGGCACUGCACCAGUGCCCCCUCAUCUCGUCUCAGUUGAAGGCAGAGCCCACGUCACUGUCUCAAUCCAAUGGCACCAAACCAGCCCAGCAGCUCCAGACCUACCCAGGCUCCAUCGUCACAGCUUCCCAGCAUGCACUUCUCCCUCAGCCUGGACCUCCUUCAGCCCAACCCAGCCCUGCGGCCAGAGGCAGCCCGCCCGAUGACCACCGUAAUUUGGACGGCAAGAAGAGACCUGGAGGGGCAGGAACGAGAGAAGUGCACAAUAAGCUUGAAAAAAAUAGACGUGCUCACUUAAAGGAGUGUUUUGAGACCCUGAAGAAAACCAUCCCUCAUGUUGACGAAAAGAAGACCUCCAAUCUGAGCGUUCUAAGAAGUGCUUUGAGAUACAUUCAGACUCUGAAGAGGAAGGAGAAGGACUAUGAGCAUGAGAUGGAGCGUUUGGCGCGGGAGAAGAUCGCCUUGCAGCAGAGACUUGCCGAGCUCAAGAAUGAGCUGAGUCAGCAAUUGGACAUGAUGGAGAUCGACCGCAUUCUUCGACAGACUGUCCAGCCAGAUGAUGACCAGGCCUCUACUUCCACUGCCUCGGAAGGUGAAGACAACAUUGAUGAAGAUAUCGAAGACGAGAUCUUAUCCGCCAUGCCCAGCGCCUUACCCAAAGUGCCUGCUGCACUUCAGCCAGACUUAAAGAAGUCCCAUCCUGUGUCAUCCCUCAUAACACAGCACAUGCCCAUCCCACACAAACUGUCUAAGGCUUUACCCCCCAUUCCCUCAGCUCAACUAUCCCCUGUCGCUGCCGCAGCCCCGAUCACAGCACCCGCUUUGACCUCAACCACAGCACAUGCUCCUAACAGCAUAGCAUCCGCUCCUGCCACCCAGGUGGUGACCCUGCAGACACUACCUCCAGCCCAGACCCAUAUAGUGACCACGGCCAGCCUGCAGCCUUCCGUCAUCGCCCAUGCGGGAUCGGCGUCACACCCCUCAGUCAUCCAAACCGUCAACCGGGUGAUCCAGCCGGGUUCCAAGCAUGUGGCCCACAUCGCCCCUCCCUCCUCGAGCUCGGUGCAGCUGGCCCCCGGACCUCAAUCCAUAAGCCACAUCACUGUCGCACAUCUUCCGGCAAUAUACUCUCAGCCUGUCACAGUCACACAGCCGGCCGUCAUGAGCCACAUCGCGCAAACGCUCUCUCACGGCCAGAUGAAUGGCACUUCGGCGACCAGCGCACAAGCCACCGUGGUGGGCAAGCAGACGCCAGUGAGCGCUCAGAUGGUUACCCGUCACCCUCAACUGGUGGGCCAGACCGUCCUCAACCCUGUCACCAUGGUGACCAUGCCCUCCUUCCCAGUCAGCACGCUAAAGCUGGCCUGAAGCGCUGACAUACACACCCACAGAGUAUUGACACUUAUAGACUGGCCCACCUUGUCCGCCCCGUUUGAGACUGCAGCCACAUGCAGCAUUGCACUCAAACAAACUAUAAAGCUAAAGGACACAGUACAUUCCAAAUGAAAAGAAAGCAUAUAAAGACUCAAAAAGAAAUUUAUUGAAUGUCUAAUACUAUAUAAUGAUAUAUAAUAAAAGAGAUGUUUUAUCUUAAUGUGUGGGAAAAGGCAAAGUCUAGAGUGCUUGUGUGCUGCUCUAGUGUAUUUAAGGCUCUAGUGAAGUGUAUUAUGAUGAAACUGUGGUGCGAUCCCAGCCUAGAUUGACUCUCAGCCAGCCUAAUAUGUGUGACUACUAGUUUAAAUGACUUUGUGAACAGGCAGCCCCCAUAAUACCUCACACUAAGUCCUCAACUAACAGGACACCUCAUGUGAAGACUCUUCUCAGCUCCGCUAGACCAGGUUUAAUGUACUGUGUUGUGACUGUCGUAAUUCCUGAACUAGUUCUUGAAGUCCCUACAGUCCUUAAAGAGAUAGUUUAUGUCAUUACAACCUGUAUGACUUUCUUUCUUCUGCAAAACACGAACAUGAAGAACUGUUUUUGUCAGUACAAUAGAAGUCAGUGGGGGUCAAAACAACACAGACCCUGGACAAAAACACUUCAAAAUAGAUUUAUUUUUGUGUUCUGCAGAAUAAAGAAAGUCAUAAAAGUUUGGAACAACUUAAUGAGUAAAUAAUGACAGAAUUGUCUCUUUUUUUGUUGUUGUUGAACUGUCGAUUUAAAAUCAAUUUUACAGGUCAGUUUGGCGUUACCACUAUAGUUGAUGCAAGAGCGUCAUCAUUACACUGGAGAAAUGAUUUUCUUAACAUUUAUAAAUUCUUAAAGCAAGAUACAUUCAAUUAAGAAGGAAGAUGAAUUAAGAUAUUAAAAAUUAAGUGAGUUUAUGCUUUAAACAAAACAAAAAAAUCUGUAGGAGUAAGAAAAAUAAUCUUUUCCAUUUUAAUGAAGUUGAUUGUUCUUUCCCUACUGAAGCAUAAACUCAAUAAAUUUUGAUAUUUUUAUUCAGAAAACAAGACUUAAUAUCUCAAGUCAUUUUGUUUUGCAAGUGUAUAAGUGUCUGUUGAUUUAAAAAUGUUAGGUUUUACUGGAAAUCAAGACAGAAAUACGGAGUAAGAAAAUCAUUUUUGCAGUGUACAAUAGUGAAUCAUGUAGUUGACAUACAUUUAGACACCAGGAGCGUAUGUGAGAUGUUUCCAUAAGAAAUACAGAGUUUUUGCAGAGUUUACAUGAUUUAUCCGUAGUGCUCUAGCUGGUAUAGACACUAUUGUUGUGUGACUGUCACAUGAGUCAUUGGGAAUCUGACAGCAGUGCCUUUUAACGUCAAUCUGGAGUCCUGUUCAAUGCUGCCCCCUAUUGUUCUCCUGCUGCAACUGCACUCUAUAAGUUAUUCACUAACAAAGCCACCUACUUACAUCCAGCUCAGAGGUGUAUGAAUUCAGCUCCACUGAGGAGAACCAUCUUAAACAGCCAUUAGUUUGCAACAGCGCAAACUUUGUUCUGGAUGUCAUUGUGAAUGUAUUCCAACACAUUCAAUGCCUUCAUCUUGCCACUGGUGAUAAAUGUUGGUUAUUAUAUGUGCAGGAAAUAACUGCAUGGUUAUUUCUUCAAGUAGCAGAGUGUUAAAUUUACAUGCAUCUGUGUGUGUGUCAAGUGAAUGUGUUUCUCAGAGGCUUUGUGCUAGUGUUUUUGUGACCAAUAAUGUUGCAGUUGAAAGGUGGAUGGAUGUCACCUUGUGUUCCUUAAAUGAACAUAUUUUAGGCUUCAGGAAAGUUGUAAGAGUCAGAGAGAUGCUGAAGGAUUCAUGGACUGGAGAAAGUCUGUAUUGAGCCGCACUGACCGCUACAAAUUUCUGCAGGUAAAGCACAGCCUGUAUGUACAAAGAGAUUUGAUUUAAAACUAACACUGUGAUCCCUGUCGGUUGUUCCAGCAAGAGCAAGCCAUGUUUACCAAUCACAUAGUGUUAUGUUGCGCAAGAGUCCCUGCAUUUGUUUUGCUUUUGUAAGCAUUUGAGAGAGAACACAUUGAACUUUUUUUAUUUUGGUUGUCAGGUUUUACCUUUGUGUAUUCGCACUCUGUAGCAUGUACACAUUCUUAGACUAAUUGAUGUGGCUGUUUUUGCAUGUAGAUGGAUGUUUCUUGUCUCAGUGCUAAUUUAUAUAUAUAAAAUGUGUGUGUUAUUUUCAAUUUCUGGGACCAUGUACAGUUAUAUAUAUGUUGGGGCAACUUUUCAGACCUCUUUCCACACUGAUAUUAUAUAUAUAUAUAUCCGUAUAUAUAGUGUGUUUUCCCUAUGGAGAAAGUUCAAGUUGUAUAUAGCCUGUAAAUUUGGGGCUGCAUAUAGAUCUAACUGUCCAUUAUGUUAUAAGAGAAGCAAAAAUGAAUUAAAAAUGUUCAAUAAAAAAUACUUCUUGAUAUAUUUA